AUGGUUCAACAGCCUUCCCUGGACUCACUCGUGGGCCGGGGUAGUGCGCGAAGUACUAUUCCUGUUUGGGUCUGGCGAAGCCACACCGGAGCUGCGACAAAACCACUGUCGCGAGCACAGCCACCAGGGUCGCAGAGCUCGCCGCGGUGCUCGGGUACACGUUCCAGCACCACUCGUGGACCGCCACGAGGGCCGUCUGCACGUACCACGGCAGACGGCCAAGCUGCAGCAGCAUCGGCAGCGAGUACAUGUACCAGGCCAGGAACUGGUAGUGCAGCGAGCGCGCGAACAGGACGCCGAGCAGGUUCGACGUCGCCAUCACCCAGAAGACGUACGUGCCGCUUUCUGGGGAGAGAAUCACGUUCCCGGGGCCUAUGGUGUCUUUGUGGAAAAUCAGUGCGUCCUUGA
Messenger RNA from Ogataea angusta, 408 nucleotides. RefSeq lists its product as uncharacterized. Bases 1 to 408 code for a protein of 135 amino acids. Lineage: Eukaryota; Fungi; Ascomycota; Pichiomycetes; Pichiales; Pichiaceae. The record is from RefSeq and is a predicted model, not a curated record. The transcript has 2 exons.